AUUUUUUUUCUACGACUUGAUUCGCUCCGAUUUAUUAAUGCCGUCCUUCUCUGACCAGAUACUAGUUGAAAAUACCAAGUUGCAGGCGUUAGGAGUUCAUGGUAUUCUUCCUGCAUACGAUCCUACCUUAUUUUUCUUUCUCCGUCACUCUAUAUAAUCGCAGUCGUCCUCUCCUCCAAAACUUGUCUGCCUGCAACACUCUCUCCAUAUGGACUAAUCAAUCGAGAGGUUCUGAAAAGAAGGGAAGGAUGAAUUUUGUGAGCCGGAAGAUCUACCUUUACAACGUCACCAUUGGGCUCUACGGCCUCGAUCCGUGGGAGAGAUACCUAUUCAACAUAUUCUCCAUCCUGCUCCUCUUGUUUAUAUGCUACGUUGGGACUCGGUGGGCCACCGAACUCUACAGCAGCCACAUCAAACCCAACUUAAUGAUUGGGGGGAACUUUGGACCAGCAGCAAACAUAUCUUACUGAAUGUCGACCAAAACUAUUACUGAGUGUAAUGACACAAUGUGUUUUAAUUAUUCUUAUUAUGAUGUAAGCAUGGAGCAUUUCCUCCUAAGGUUUGAAAUUAGGCAUUGUUGUGUUCGUAAAGCUAGUUUGAAGAGGAUUUAUGCGGAUCAGUCCUAUUACAACAAGAAAUUGUAUUUCUCAGCAA
Messenger RNA from Phalaenopsis equestris, 654 nucleotides. RefSeq lists its product as uncharacterized. NCBI's taxonomy places the organism in Eukaryota, Viridiplantae, Streptophyta, Magnoliopsida, Asparagales, Orchidaceae. The record is from RefSeq and is a predicted model, not a curated record. The transcript is spliced from 3 exons. The coding region runs from base 99 to 470 and encodes 123 amino acids.